GAUGGAGGAAUUGAGCAAUCGUAAACAGAUGGAUUCUGCAGAAGAAAACAUGUCUGCAGAAGACACCAUCGGGCUGAACGGGAGACCCAUCCCUGUAGUCCUGGCCAACUCGGACGACCACACCUUUGAGCUUGAUGAGGAGGCUCUUAGGUCAGUACUCCUCAAGGACCACAUCCAGGACAAGAAAGUGGUCGUCGUUUCUGUUGCUGGUGCCUUCCGUAAGGGAAAGUCAUUUCUGCUCAACUUCUUCCUGCGGUACCUGAAAAGCAAGGUAGGAAAGAACAAUUCAUAACAAUAACAUGUUCUCUGUGGACUUUUUCAUUGCCAGACCUAUUUUGACGUUGUCCUCACCAAUGAGCAUUAUUAGUAAUAAACAGGAAAUCAAGAUAUUUCGUGAUUGGAUUUUAAAGAUUGAGUCUGCCUUGCAAAACGAUUAGCAUCAUAAAUUAAGUGAUGCUUUCCAAACGUCAGAUGUGGAACAAAUAUGUAUCGAU
Branchiostoma belcheri (Belcher's lancelet) is the source of this 494-nucleotide messenger RNA. Its product is annotated as atlastin-2-like. Gene Ontology annotation, molecular function: GTP binding; GTPase activity. NCBI's taxonomy places the organism in Eukaryota, Metazoa, Chordata, Leptocardii, Amphioxiformes, Branchiostomatidae. The record is from RefSeq and is a predicted model, not a curated record. Gene Ontology annotation, biological process: endoplasmic reticulum organization; protein homooligomerization. The transcript has 3 exons. Bases 2 to 292 code for a protein of 96 amino acids.